UUUCUUCUCUUCCAACUUACUAAUCGGGCUAAACCACAUAGACUUGAAGGAAGGGGCUAGGAGGAAGGGAGUGCCCCACUGCCAAUGGCCUGAGAGGAUCUAGUACAGAGAAGUCGACUACAGAGGGUCUCACCAUGCACAUAGCUCGUUCCGUGCCUAUGUGGAGGAAAAGUACUGAGUGAAAGGCAGAAGAAAGGAAACAGAAAUGCUUUGCCCUUGGAGAACUGCUGACUUAGGACUACUACUCAUUUUGACCGUCUUUCUAGUGGCUGCUUCAAAUAGUUCAAAUACGGAUGGAAAUCAGAUGAUACAGAACUCUUCAGUACCUCUCUCAGAAGUUAACAUUUCAGUGCCUGUGGUGAUGGAUACCAUGGCUGUGCUCCGCUGCCCACAUGGCUGUGCUCCGCUGCCCUCUUGUACCCCAUUGACAAGAGUGGUAACAACAUGGAAAAUAAGCCUCAGAGACAAGCCUUCCUGUACAAAAGCAUAUAGGAGUGACACAGACGAGACCAAGGAAAUCAACUGUACUGAUGACAGAAUAACAUGGGUCUCCAGACCUGAGGAGAAUCCUGACCUUCAAAUUGGUCCAGUGGCCAUCUCUCACGAUGGGUAUUACAAGUGUACAAUAGCUUCAGUUGGUGGGAAUUUCCUGCAUGAGUAUCACCUCCAAGUAUUAGUUCCCCCUGAAGUGACCCUGUUUCUAAGCAGGAAUAGAACUGUGGUGUGCAAGGCAGUAGCAGGGAAGCCAGCUGCACACAUCUCCUGGACCCCAGAGAGGGAUGAUUGUGACACUAAGGAAGACUAUUGGGCCAAUGGCACAGUGACUGUCCAGAGUACAUGUGCCUGGGAGGACCCCAAUGUGACUGCUGUGACCUGCUCUGUCUCCCAUUUGACUGGUAACAAGAGUCUGUGCAAAAAGCUGCUUCCCGAUACCAACCAAUUAGCAAAAUUACAUAUUAUUAUUAUCCUCAUUGUUUUGAUUUUGAUCAUCGUGGGACCCUUUGGGUUUUUGACAAUCAAUUGCUGCAGAAAAUGUAAAGUGAACAAAACAGAAGCUUCUCCAGUUUUUGAAGAGGAUGAAAUGCAACCUUAUGCCAGCUACACCGAGAAGAACAAUCCACUCUAUGAUACUACAAACAAGGUGAAGGUGUCUCAAGAAUUACAAAAUGAGGUUGAUUUAACAGGGCUCCACACUUUAUAAAUUACUGGAAUCCAGCAUGAAGAAAAAUGAAUCAAGAUACAUUAUAAUUACUGUUUUGAUUCUAGAAAAGAAGACUCAUGUUGAAUUUAGCUUUGCAAAGGUUCUUAGAAGGCAAAGACAUUUUCAUGGAUUUAGUUUGCUCAAGUUCUUAGAACACAAAGAUGUUCUAAUGGAUUUGUAUUCAUAUGCUUGUAUAAAUGGAAGUUUAGAUUCUUAGCUGCUACCAGCUAGUUCUCUUAAGAACUGAUGUCAUCAUUACAAAGAAAACAUGCUCAUGAUAAAAUAUUCAAGUUGUGAAGUAAAUGAUGAAAAAACUGACUUUCCUGAAGAAAUAACUCUGCAGAAAAAAAACAUCAAUAAUUUGUUAUAUUGAGACAUUCUUCCAGAUAAUGUUUACGUACAUAUGACAUGUCUGUAUGCCUAUGGUCUAUGUGUACAUUUAUAUAUCUAUUUACAUACACACAUAUCUUUGUCAAGACACCAAUGAGAGCAUUGUCACACUGUUAUGUACCUAUAAGUACCUAAUAAUAUAAGUCUUGGAGAGCUUGUAAUAACAAUACAAGCAGAGCUACCUCAUUCUUUUUAAUGGUUACAUAAAAUUCCAUUUUAUGGUUAUGUCAUAAUUUAAUUAACCACCACCCUAGUGAUGGACAUUUAAAUAGUUUUAAGUUUUGUUUUUUAAUUGUAUUUGUGGUAUAAACAAUACCACAUAGAAAAUUUCUUAUGCAUUUGUUUAAGUGUAUUCAUAGGAUAAUAUUUUGAGUGAAAUUGCCAGGUCAAAGGGUUUGUGCAUUUUAUUAUUCAGAUUAUUCAAAUUAUAGCAAUUUAUAUUCACUCUAACAGUGUUUGAAUGUGUCUUUCCCUAAAUUCCUAUUUUAAUAUCUGUAAGAUUCCUACUUCUCAGUUCCCAUUUUCUCUUUUUAAUCAGCUAACUAAUACAAUCUAAGAUUAUAAUAAGAAGUAUACUUUUUAAUAAAAAUGGAGUUAUAGUCUUCGUUCUACUUGCAAGAGAGAAAAUGAGUGUGUUAGGACAUUGGCUUCUUCUGAACUCACAAUAUCGCUAUAGAGGUGUUGGUAUUUAAUGCCUAAUAGUUUUGCAGAUGUUGUAAACUGGAUUUGUGUAUUUUUAUGGCAUAUAUUGUGGUGUAUAGAUCAAAUAACCAAGGUCUAUGAACUAUACCACUAACAAAAUAUGCACUAUGGAGGUCUUGGAGAAUGUGUAAAAUAUGAUCUACAUGUUAAGAGAAUGGCUAUGGGAUGACAUGAUCCUCUCUUCCAUUUUUCUGUGGAGUAAUAUUGGGGAUGCAUAUGUUAUUUUUGAUGUCAUUAAAAUAUUUUUAAUUAUAAAAAAUUAUGAAAAAAUAAAUCUGUUUGCUUCCCAGCAGGACAAGACAUUAAAAGUUUUUUAUCACGAGAAAAGUUAAAACAAAAUGUAAAACAGAAACCAAGCAGGUGGGAGGGAAGAGGAGGGGAUGGGUACAUUCAUGCCUGAUGGGUACAAUACAUGCCAUCU
Molecule: messenger RNA, 2714 nt
Organism: Nycticebus coucang (slow loris)
Lineage: Eukaryota; Metazoa; Chordata; Mammalia; Primates; Lorisidae
Product: cell surface glycoprotein CD200 receptor 1-like
Exons: 7
Coding region: 206-1201 (331 amino acids)
Biological process (GO): regulation of neuroinflammatory response
Cellular component (GO): external side of plasma membrane
Molecular function (GO): signaling receptor activity
Source: RefSeq, a predicted model, not a curated record